UUCCUGUCACAAGAGAAGAGGAGAGCCGAGAAAACUGAAGGGGCGGAGUUUCACGCAUAAAACAAGGAAGUAGAUGAUCUGCAGUUUUAGCUUCUGUGUUAGAAACGACGUCAGACAGAAAGCAAGGAGAAAGAUUCAAAAUGUUCCCAUAUUCAUUCUCCAUCGGACACUUUGUCACGGCACUUUGCCUAUUUUAUCUUGUGUCUUCUCUCACUGGUACAGAAGGUGCCUGUGAUCCACCUCCUAGACUGUCCUAUGCAGUUGCUAAGUCAGACUUUGGCAGCACUUUUGAAAAUAACAGAAAAAUAUAUUAUGACUGUCUACCUGGUUAUAGAUCCAUUCCUGGAAUGAAUAAAUAUGUCACUUGUUUGGGUUCAUCAUGGUCUGAUCCACUCAUAUUUUGUGAAGCUGUAAAGUGCGGGAAUCCAGGAGAAAUACAGAAUGGACAAAUAGAAGAGCCAAUAAACCAGACUUUUGGUUCCAGAGUGGUCUUUAAAUGUAAUACAGGGUACAACAUCAUCAACAAACUCAAUUAUAGGGAUUGUCAAAUUAAUGGAGAGUGGAGUAAUACUGUGCCCAUAUGUGAAGCACAGAUGUGUCCUCCUCCUACUGCUAUUACUGAUGGAGACUUUUCACCCCAAAAAGAUGAUUACCUAUACCAGAAUACUGUUACCUUUAAAUGCAACAAGGGCUUGACACUUGUUGGUACCGCAGCUUUAGUUUGCACAGCUCAUGGAAAUUGGAGUUCUGAAGAGCCAAACUGCAGAGAUGUUGUAUGUGACAAUCCCCGUGUUGAAAAUGGAAAGAAGACAUCAGGGUUUACUGGUCCAUACAAACUAAAUUAUGCUGUUACCUUUCAGUGUAAUGAUGGUUUUGAGCUCACUGGACCUGACACAGUAACAUGCACAGUCAACAACGUUUGGGAGCCUCCUAUCCCAGAGUGCCGGCAUGUUGUAUGUGACAAUCCCCGUGUUGAAAAUGGAAAGAAGACAUCAGGGUUUACUGGUCCAUACAAACUAAAUUAUGCUGUUACCUUUCAGUGUAAUGAUGGUUUUGAGCUCACUGGACCUGACACAGUAACAUGCACAGUCAAGAACGUUUGGGAGCCUCCUAUCCCAGAGUGCCGGCCUAAAGUUGAAAAAGAAGGCACAGAAAAUGCAGAGGAGCCUGGAAAUCGCGUGGGAGUAAUUGUUGAAAACCGAAGACUGAUUCUCCAAGCGCUCGUUAUUCAAAUGUCAAUAAUUAAUUUCUUUCUGGAAUCUUUUUUUGUUUUAUAGUUAAUCAAAUUUUCAUCAAAUCUUUAAAAGGAGAAUAUAGAGUAGAUUGAUAAUAUUUUGGACUUUAGUUUUACACAUCA
Molecule: messenger RNA, 1357 nt
Organism: Xenopus laevis (African clawed frog)
Lineage: Eukaryota; Metazoa; Chordata; Amphibia; Anura; Pipidae
Gene: arc2.L
Product: membrane cofactor protein
Exons: 11
Coding region: 141-1277 (378 amino acids)
Source: RefSeq, a predicted model, not a curated record